UGCCCCCAAUUUUGAUGAAAUUCAUACAUAAACGUGCUUUCUACCAGUAGAAUUUCAGAUGCUGAUCAACGCUAAUCAUAAUUGACUGUAAGAAGGUUUACACGAUUUUAAAAAUCUCGGACAGCAUCAGUUUACAUGCGUUUUAUGCCAGUCAAAGCACAGUAUGCGGAUUCCAGGAUCAGUCGCCAUAGUUACUGGAGGAGCACGCGGUUUUGGGAAAGCAUUUACAGAGGAACUGUUAAAGAGAGGAGCCAAGGUAUGUUUUGCCGACGUUAAUGUUGCCGAUGGCUUGCAGACAGAACAAACCUUCAAACAGACGUACGGAGAGGACAAGUCUAUGUUUGUUAAAUGUGAUAUUACAAACGACACGGAUUUCACGGGAUUGUGGAAAACGGCACUGGAGAAGUUUAAGUCAGUUGACAUUGUUGUAAAUAAUGCAGGAAUAUUGAAUGAACGCCAGCCACAGAAAACUAUAGAAAUAAAUCUUUUGGGAACAAUGCGGGGAACAGAUCUAGCAAUUAAACACAUGAGAAAAGACCAAGGCGGUAAUGGGGGCCUUAUAAUCAACGUUGCUUCGACCGGCGGUUUAUUCCCAGUGUUUUUCAUGCCAGCGUAUGCAGCAUCAAAAUAUGGAGUUGUUGGAUAUACAAGAAGUUGGGCAGCAAACCCCUUGUGUAAGACAUACGGAUUAAGCUUUGCAUGUUUGUGUCCAGCUUUUAGUGAUACAAAUAUGCUGUCUGAUACUUUGUCUGAAGACCCGCCUCUAAUUACAUACCAUGAAAAUGAAGAGCAAGUACAAGGAGUUAUACAUGGCAUAGGUGUUAACAGCGUUGAAGAUGUUUCCGCGGCUCUGAUAGAGUUGAUAGAAAAGGAGGAUAAUAAUGGUGCGGUAGUCACGAUUGAGAAAAGCCGAGGGGCUGUAUACAGAUUUACUGAACAUCCGCAUAAACUAUAAGAACAUUAAACACGCAAGUCAUGUGAUAUUUGAUGUAGUUCAACCAGAAAGUUCAGCAUAUAACAGUUUUUAUUCUAUAUCUAAAACGAUUCAAGUCAUUACAAUGCUAUCUGAUUUAGAUAUUAAAACGUUCGUUGAUAAUCAAAAACUUAAAAAUACAGUAAGAAAGAUCAUCAGAUGAUGGAAUAUUUGAAAAGUCGCUAAAAGAAGCCGUUCCGGACGAAACCUAGUCUGGCUACCGACUAGAUAAUCUUUAGUUUUUAGCCCCCAUCAAAUAUGGCCCCGCCCUGGGGGUCACAUGGUUCAUAUAGACUUAUACAGGGAAAAGUUUUUAAAAUCUUCUUGUCAAUAACCUACAACAUUCAAUUUUGGACCACAUGUAUGGUUUUGAGUGGCAAGAUGAACCUUGACAUGAGUUGACCUUGAUUUUGACCUAGUGACCUACUUUCACAUUUCUGUAGCUACAGCCUUCAAAUUUGGACCACAUGCAUAGUUUUGUGCAAUGAAAAAACUUUGACCUUGUUAUUGACCUAGUGACCUACUUUCACAUUUUUGAAGGUACAUGCUUCAAAUUUGGACCACAUGCAUAGUUUCGUGUUUCGAAAUGAAAUUUGACCUUGAUUUUGACCUAGUGACCUAUUUUCACAUUUCUCAAGCUACAGCCUUAAAAUUUGGACCACAUGCAUGGAUUUGUGUACCAAAACAAACUUUGACCUUUACAGUGACCUAGUGACCUACUUUCACAUUUUUGAAGGUACAGGCUUCAAAUUUGGGCCACAUGCAUAGUUCUGUGUAUGGAAAUAAAAUUUGACCUUGAUUUUGACCUAGUGACCUACUUUCACAUUUCUCAAGCUACAGCCUUCAAAUUUGGACCACUUGCAUAGUUUUGUGUACCGAAAUGAACUUUGACCUUAAGAUUGACCUAGUGACCUACUUUCACAUUUCUGUAGCUACAGGCUUCAAAUUUAGACCACAUGCAUAAGAUUGUGUACCGAAACAAACUUUGACCUUGACAUUGACCUAUUGACCUACUUUCACAUUUUUGAAGGUACAGGCUUCAAAUUUGGACCACAUGCAUAGAUUUGUGUUCUGAAGUGAAAUUUGACCUUGAUUUUGACGUAGUGACCUACUUUCACAUUUCUCAAGCUACAGCCUUCAAAUUUGGACCACUUGCAUAGUUUUGUGUACCGAAAUAAACUUAGACCUUAAGAUUGACCUAGUGACCUACUUUCAAAUUUCUCAAACUACAGCCUUCACACUUGUUGCACAUGCAUAGUUUUGUGUACAAAGAACUUUGUCCUUGAACUUGAUCUAGUGACCUACUUUCACAUUUCUCAAGCUACAGCAUUCGAAUUUGGACAACAUGCACAGUGUUGUGUACGGAAAUGAAAUUUGACUUUAAGCUAGUCAAUAAGUCUUGAAAUUUGGAACACUCAAAAAUGGCACAUUGGUGGGCGCCAAGAUCACUCUGUGAUCUCUUGUUUUAGAAAAAAUAAUUCUGUGAAAAAUUCUGACUUCAUCAGUCCUGGCUCUGAUUCGUAUGUUUUGAGAAGACAAGGGACAUAAUUAUACAAAAUUUGAAUAGCCUUAGAAGUUAUCUCCUUUGAACAAAACAUACGGUCUGAACACAGACUAGACGAAACCUAGAAAUUGGAAGAUUUAACGGAUAAGAAACAAAAUGGAGAAGAUAAUGAAUGGCAGCGGACGGGCGGUCAGCAUCCAAAACAUGUCUGCUUUCUAAUUCAGUUUUCAUCGGAUUUUCACCAAACUUGCUGACAAUGUUUGUAGGCAUAAUCGGCCAAUUUCGAUAACCAGCCAAAUUAUACCAGGCACUCUUUGAUUAUAGUCCUUGAAUUACUCGAAAACUGGGGAAUUUAGCUUUGUCCGCUCUCUUAAGUCGAACAGUUUUCAUUCGAUCUCCACCAAACUUGCUGACAAUGUUUGCGGGCAUAAUAUCUCAGCCAAGUAUUAUUACCACGCAAAUCGCCAAAUGGCUGUUAUAGGGAGGUUGCACCAUAUACUUUUUUCAUAAUGAAACACAGAAAAAAAAACAUUUAAUGAAUAACGUAUAUUUCGUAUGAAGUGAAAUAAAUAAAGAACAAAAAGGUUAUUUAAGGUCUAACAUUGUUUUGUAUAAUAUAUAUUUGCACUGAUACCAAGCUGGGAAAAACUAGAAAAGGCAGGAAUACAAUAUUCAGUGAAACACUUUUAAUUUAAACUGUUAUUAUAGUAAGAUAAAAUAGAUAUAGAAUAAAAAGGUUAUUUAACAUUGUACUGUACAAUACGAGAUAUAUUUGGACUCGUACCCAGCUGAGAAAAGCAUAUUGAAAUCGCCUAGCGGCUCGUCCAAUAUAGUUUUCGCAGCUGGGUACUCGUCCAAAUAUAUCUCCGUAUUGUACAGAACAAUGUUAAAUAACCUAAUAAUACAUUGUCCCGCGAAGGACCAUGUAUUUCAUUAUUUGUAUAGAUUCAUAUAUUUCACUUAAGUUUGCUGUAUAAAUAUAAAUUUGUGAACAAAUGUAUUUUAAUGAUUUUUUUUUUUACAAUUUUUCUAUAUAAUUAUGCAGUUAAUAAAAGAACUAUGUUUUGUUUAUGUUUCUUACGGUGCUAUAGUCUACAGUAGUAUUGCAAUAAAAUAUUUAAGUGAAUUACUCUUUAGUAUCUCGAAAUGAUAAACCAUGCCUUGUUUGGAUAGGCUGAAUGUUUGAUUUUAUAGCAUAGUGAAAUGAAGAUGUAAUAAUCUGACAAUUAUUUAUACCGGCGUACGGACGUAUAUACAAUUGUGGCUACACCAGUUCACGCCCUUGACGACUUCCUUGGUUAUUUCAUUAUUUCGACGUGUUCGUGUUCGUCGUUUUGCUUGAAAAAUAAAUUUGACAUAUAUGUAGCAACAUGAAAUUGUAGU
Molecule: messenger RNA, 3860 nt
Organism: Mercenaria mercenaria
Lineage: Eukaryota; Metazoa; Mollusca; Bivalvia; Venerida; Veneridae
Product: 15-hydroxyprostaglandin dehydrogenase [NAD(+)]-like
Exons: 8
Coding region: 164-955 (263 amino acids)
Cellular component (GO): cytoplasm
Molecular function (GO): oxidoreductase activity, acting on the CH-OH group of donors, NAD or NADP as acceptor
Source: RefSeq, a predicted model, not a curated record